GCGUAACCAAUAAACUCAGUACCACAAAAGUCUCAGCCGAACACGGACUCAAAGAAAGGAAUAAAGAAAUUGCAAUUUAAUAACAUCGACAAUAUGCGAACAACAGCGUCGCUGCUGCUGCUGCUGCAAUUCCUGCUGGGUUUGCACCUCAUCGUCGGUGGAUUGACUCAUGUGGUGCCGGUGGCAUUUCCAGGGCCAAUAGCUGGCACCUAUUUGUUGUCUCCGCCGGCACAGCUUGUGUAUGUUGUGCAGCCAGCACCAGAGGACGAUGGCAGCUAUAAGCCACCAGUUCCCCCCGCAGAUGGCCUAUGGCAGCCACAACCUGGCUUAGAGGGAGAAUAUGUCGAGGACUCGACUGCGGAUGCCAGUUUGACAGACUCCUCGUCUGCGGCAGAUGCUUCUGCUGCUGCACAGGAAGCUGCAGGUGGCGGUGAUGCCGCGGGUGGCGGUGGUGCUGGCGGCGCAGGCCAGGCGGGACAAGCUGGCGGCGUUUUGGGCGGUGCUGGUGGCAGUGGCGGUGCUGGAGGCGCUGGCAGCGCUGGUGGCGGCGGUGCUGGUGGUGGUGGCGGUGCUGGUGGCACUUUGACAUCCGGCGAGAGUGGUCAAAGUGGACAACCAGGAGCUCCGAGUCCGGCUGGCUCGCAACCGGAUGGCGAAGAUGGCGCCGAUGGUGCGGACGGUCCCGACGGACCCGGCGGCAUCAAAGGUGGCAAGGGUGGCAAGGGCGGCAAAGGAGCACGCAAUGGCGCCGGUGGUGGCGGUGGUGCCGGUGGUGCUGCACCACAACAGCCAGCGCCUUCAGCUGUGCUACUUCCGGCGCCCGUCUGGCCGGAACAGGAACACAAUUUGUACGCCGUGCUCUAAACUCCAUGUCAUGGGACAAAAGCAGCUCAGAUCCAGUUAGUACUUUAAGCCAGUUUUAGAAUUAGGUCUAGUCAAUGUGUCAAAAUCAAGCAAACGAAUAUUAAAAUUCGAUAACGCAUACUCUGCAAUGCAA
Messenger RNA from Drosophila innubila, 997 nucleotides. RefSeq names its product glycine-rich cell wall structural protein 1.0. Lineage: Eukaryota; Metazoa; Arthropoda; Insecta; Diptera; Drosophilidae. Bases 94 to 864 code for a protein of 256 amino acids. The transcript has 3 exons. The record is from RefSeq and is a predicted model, not a curated record.